CCCCCCGCGCGCCCCUGGGAAGUCUCGCGAGAGGCGGCGCGCGGGCGGGCGGUGCAGCUCCCCCAGGGUCGCCUCAGCCGCUCCCGCCGCGCCCGGGCCGCGCUCGCUCCUUCCCUCCCUCCUUCCUUCUUUCCCUCCUUCCUCUCCUCCUGCCGCCCGUCCCGGCGCCGCCGACAUGUCCCGCUACCUGCGGCCCCCCAACACCUCGCUCUUCGUGCGGAACGUGGCCGACGACACCCGGUCCGAAGACUUGCGCCGGGAGUUCGGUCGGUAUGGGCCCAUAGUUGAUGUUUACGUUCCUCUCGACUUCUACACCCGCCGUCCCCGAGGAUUUGCCUAUGUUCAAUUUGAAGAUGUCCGUGAUGCAGAAGAUGCUCUCCACAACUUGGAUCGGAAGUGGAUUUGUGGUCGGCAAAUAGAAAUCCAGUUUGCACAGGGGGACCGCAAGACACCAAACCAAAUGAAAGCCAAGGAAGGGAGAAACCUGUACAGUUCUUCUCGUUACGAUGACUAUGACAGAUACAGGCGCUCCAGGAGUCGCAGCUACGAGCGCAGGCGGUCCAGGAGUCGCUCCUUUGAUUACAGCUAUAGAAGAUCCUAUAGUCCCAGAAAUAGACCUACUGGAAGACCUCGUCGUAGCAGAAGCCAUUCGGACAAUGAUAGGUUCAAACACCGCAAUCGAUCUUUUUCAAGAUCUAAGUCCAAUUCAAGAUCACGAUCCAAGUCACAGCCCAAGAAAGAAAUGAAGGCUAAAUCACGGUCUAGGUCUGCAUCUCACACCAAAUCUAGAGGCACCUCUAAAACAGAUUCUAAAACACACUAUAAGUCCAGCUCAAGAUAUGAGAAGGAGUCGAGAAAAAAAGAACCAGCUAGAUCCAAAUCACAGUCAAGAUCACAUUCUAGAUCUAGGUCAAAAUCCAGAUCGAGGUCUUGGACUAGUCCCAAGUCCAGUGGCCACUAACAGUGUAUCCAUGUUGGUUUAGGCAUGUAAGAUUCAUUUACACACAGUUCAGUUUACUUAAAUUAUCAGGAAUAUGAUGUUGCAACAGUGCUAAAAAAUAUUUUCUUUGUCAGUUUUCCCUGUAGCCGACAAUGGUUGAAAUUAAAACAGUGUUGAGAAGCCACAGAGAGAGAGAGGGAGAGGGAGAGAGUUUGUCCACUUGGUUAAAUGUCAUGGGCAGCUACUGAUUUGGUUGUGGUGUCUCUAUGUAUAUUUUUGUAAAGAUUUGCAUUUUUAAUGCUUAGAUAUUUGGUGAUGACUUGGUUGAUCGUAACUUGCAACAUUGUCCUUUUACAAAUGUCACACCCAUAGAGAAAUUGGUACCAGUUUGUGCUGGGCAGCUAAACCAGCUGUUUAACUGGUUCUUCAACUCUGUAAACUUUGUGAGGAAAAGGAAAACUGGACAGCUGUAGUGCAACACUGGCUGCUGGGAAAUCAGCCUGGCAGUUUGUUUCCAUGGCUCCAGGGCAGGUUUCAGUGUUCUCCGUGCCCACCAGCACCAGCAGGGUGGCACAAGGAGCUCUGUGGAGGGAGAUGGGGGAGAUUUCUCUUUAGCCUGCUGUCUGGAGAGAUGGUACUAACCUUGCAUGCACGCCAUGGGCAGAGAGCUGCUCUUGGAGCUGCUCAGAGCCUGUGCAGUGUUGUGACCCCUCGGGAUGGAGGCUUCACUGCCUCUGCCCUGGCUGCUGCUGCUGGAUGUGAGGGGAAAACCCACCUUGCAAUGGAAAACCUAAAUUCAGAUUUCAGCAAACGGCAGAGCAACUAAAUAUUAGGUUGUGUGUACAUUUUAUGCAGUUUUUUGUAUCUAUUCUCAAUUUUAGUGAGCAGUUAACCUUAAAGUUGCUUAGUUUUGCUGCUGUUAGAUACAAGUAGAUCGUUUCGAGUUGUGUGUGUACAGUAUAUAAGAACUAAACUUUUAUGCCAAUGACUCCUGUGGUUAGUUGGUGUAUUCAUAGGUAUCAAACUGUAGCCAUCUCCCUGGGUUACCAGGCUUGCUUGCUUUUUACACAGCAAAAAAGCAGUUGGUCAAGCAAGUCUGAAUCACUCCUUCCUCAGAAUGGAUAGUGGUUUGGCUACAAGAUUUCAUUUUCCUUCAGAACAAAUGUUUGAAGUUGGAUAUGAACAAGAGCUGCAUCUCUAGUUAUGUAGUUUAUCACUAAUACAGUAUAUUUAGAAAAUUGAACGUGAAAAAUAACAAACCCAGUGUGUACUCCUACCGGUAUUUCUCUAGAAGGCAAGUUCCUUUGUUAUGGAAAUGGCUUUUGGCAUUGUUUUUUUUUUCUACUUACUUUCAAAAGCCACCAUCAAACACUUAAGUGUUCCUCACUGUCUGAUGUCUGAAGCAUAUAAAGACAUUGAUUUCCAAAAGUUCCUUUUCAGAGAAAUGUUUUAGGGUUUGGGUUAGUGUUCCAGCAGGGCCUUUAAAGAUGGCUUUGGGAUCUCGGCAGUGGAACGUGCUUAGGAGUUAUCCUAGAACCUUUGUACAUUUAAUAGUAUUUCUGACUUUUUCUUUACUGUUUGCAGUUAAUGUUCAUGUUCUGCUAUGCAAUCAUUUAUAUGCACGUUCCUUUAAUUUUGUAGACUUUCCUGGAUGUAUAGUUUAAAAACAGCAAAAAGUCUAUUUAAAAACUGUAGCAGUAGCGUGCAGCUCUAGCAGAGGAAAGUUGUGGGAUUAAACUUUGUAUUUCCUUUCUUAUAGAGGCUUCUAAAAAGGUAUUUUUAUAUGUUCUUUUUAACAAAUAUUGUGUACUACCUUUAAAACAUCGAUGUUUUGAUCAAAAUAACUAAAGACCCAGCUUAUUUUCUGCUUGCUGUAAAUUUAGCAAACAUGCUGUAAUAAAAAAAUGAAGGAAA
Messenger RNA from Passer montanus (Eurasian tree sparrow), 2854 nucleotides. RefSeq names its product serine and arginine rich splicing factor 10 (gene SRSF10). The transcript has 6 exons. The coding region runs from base 176 to 961 and encodes 261 amino acids. Gene Ontology annotation, molecular function: RNA binding. The record is from RefSeq and is a predicted model, not a curated record. Lineage: Eukaryota; Metazoa; Chordata; Aves; Passeriformes; Passeridae.